Zonotrichia leucophrys gambelii is the source of this 2249-nucleotide messenger RNA. RefSeq names its product protein phosphatase 2 regulatory subunit Balpha (gene PPP2R2A). The coding region runs from base 198 to 1541 and encodes 447 amino acids. NCBI's taxonomy places the organism in Eukaryota, Metazoa, Chordata, Aves, Passeriformes, Passerellidae. Gene Ontology annotation, cellular component: cytosol; protein phosphatase type 2A complex. The transcript is spliced from 10 exons. Gene Ontology annotation, molecular function: protein phosphatase regulator activity; protein binding. The record is from RefSeq and is a predicted model, not a curated record.
CUCUGCCGGCGCCAUUUUGGACGCUCACCGCCGGGGGGGCCGGAGCGGGGCCGCCCCAGCCCCGCCGCGGCCGCGCCGCCGCCGCCUCCUCCAUCCGCCGCCAUCGCCGCCCGCCGCCGCCGCCCGCCCCGCGCCGCCCGCCCCGCCCGCGCAGCCCGCUCCGCCCGACCCGCCGCGGCCGCUAUCGCCAGCACAACAUGGCAGGAGCUGGAGGAGGAAAUGACAUUCAGUGGUGUUUUUCUCAGGUGAAAGGCGCUGUAGAUGAUGAUGUAGCAGAAGCGGAUAUAAUUUCUACAGUAGAAUUUAACCAUUCUGGAGAGUUGUUAGCAACAGGAGACAAAGGAGGGAGAGUUGUCAUCUUUCAACAGGAGCAGGAGAACAAAACCCAGUCUCACAGUAGGGGAGAAUACAAUGUUUACAGUACCUUUCAAAGCCAUGAACCAGAGUUUGACUACUUGAAAAGUUUAGAAAUUGAAGAGAAGAUCAACAAAAUUAGGUGGUUACCCCAGAAAAAUGCUGCUCAGUUUUUAUUGUCUACAAAUGAUAAAACAAUAAAGUUAUGGAAAAUCAGUGAAAGGGACAAAAGACCCGAGGGUUAUAAUUUAAAGGAGGAGGAUGGACGGUAUAGGGAUCCUACUACAGUUACAACACUACGGGUGCCAGUGUUCAGGCCCAUGGACCUCAUGGUGGAGGCCAGCCCACGCAGGAUAUUUGCCAAUGCCCACACGUAUCACAUCAACUCCAUCUCCAUCAACAGCGACUAUGAGACGUACCUGUCUGCAGACGACCUGCGGAUCAACCUGUGGCACCUAGAAAUCACUGACAGAAGUUUUAACAUUGUAGAUAUCAAGCCUGCCAACAUGGAGGAGCUGACAGAGGUGAUCACAGCUGCAGAGUUCCACCCCAACAGCUGCAGCACGUUUGUCUACAGCAGCAGCAAAGGCACAAUUCGCCUGUGUGACAUGAGGGCAUCAGCCCUCUGUGACAGACACUCAAAGUUGUUUGAAGAACCAGAGGAUCCUAGCAACAGAUCAUUUUUCUCUGAAAUCAUCUCUUCCAUAUCUGAUGUCAAAUUUAGCCACAGUGGUCGAUAUAUGAUGACUAGAGAUUAUCUGUCAGUGAAGAUCUGGGAUUUAAAUAUGGAAAAUAGACCUGUGGAAACAUACCAGGUGCAUGAAUACCUCAGGAGUAAACUCUGCUCACUGUAUGAGAAUGAUUGCAUUUUUGACAAGUUUGAAUGCUGUUGGAAUGGAUCAGACAGCAUUGUCAUGACAGGGUCCUACAACAACUUCUUCAGGAUGUUUGACAGGAACACGAAGCGAGACAUCACCUUGGAGGCGUCGCGGGAGAACAACAAACCGCGCACGGUGCUGAAGCCGCGCAAGGUGUGCGCCAGCGGCAAGAGGAAGAAGGACGAGAUCAGUGUCGACAGCUUAGACUUCAACAAGAAGAUCCUGCACACAGCCUGGCACCCCAAGGAGAACAUCAUUGCUGUAGCUACCACAAACAACUUGUAUAUAUUUCAAGACAAGAUGAAUUAGGGUUGGCAUUCCUAACUGAAGAGUCACUUCCUGCAUAGUUGAAAUAGUUGAAUCUAGCAUUUGUACCUGUAACAAAAGCAAGUGAGAGGUCCAUUAUGGCACCCCUUUCCAGUGUUUAAAAAUGUGCCAUAUGACAACACACUUUUAUAGCUCCAUGGAGAAGGCUCUGUGGUUCUGUUGUCUCCGUUCCUGCUAGCCAUUUAGGUGAGGAUAGGGCACUUUUUAAUUUAAAUGACUACUUGCACCAUCUUGCCUAAUGGACUAGACUGGACUGUCUCAACAUCGGUUUACUCCACUUUUUAUGCCUUCCAUUGUGAUGACGUCAGACACAGGGAAAGCCUUCAAUCAUGCUAUGGGAUUUAAUUGUGUAACCUCAUUACUGUAUCAUUCGUGGCCCCCUUUUUUUAUUAAAUACAGCUCAUUCUUGCUGUGGCUUGUAGCAUUCCUCCUCCUUCUGGCCUCCUGGACUCCCCCUUCCCCCUCGUCCCCCCUCCACCUCGCCUUGGUGGUGGUGUAUGGAAAAAAAAUAAACAAAAUAAAGCACAUAAAAUGGGUCCUUUUGGGGUCAGUGGUAAAGGGGGUCUGUGUUGCAACAAGUGUUUUAAUAAACAGUUGACUGUAAUCACUCCUUGCCAUGUCUGGCACCAAAAAAAAGAGAAAAUAAGGAAAAAAACAAACUACUGAAUAAAAGUGACAAAGAAUGGAGAA